Messenger RNA from Penicillium crustosum, 1335 nucleotides. RefSeq lists its product as uncharacterized. The record is from RefSeq and is a predicted model, not a curated record. NCBI's taxonomy places the organism in Eukaryota, Fungi, Ascomycota, Eurotiomycetes, Eurotiales, Aspergillaceae. The transcript has 4 exons. The coding region runs from base 1 to 1335 and encodes 444 amino acids.
AUGUGCACCCCGUACCCUCAUUGUCCCAGCGACAUCGAAUAUACUGAAGAGGUAUCACCAUGGAAGUUUGAAGGUGACCCUGAUAUUGCUGGCAUCGGGGUGAUUACUUCAUUCUUCGUAUAUGCAAUUUUGACGAACCUCCUGGCUUUUUAUGCCUACUUCCUUACCGAAGGGAUCGUUCCAGACGACUUUUACAACCACCUCGACUCACUCCUGCGCACAAAAACCCAAUUUCUUGUCAAACUCACUGCAGACCGGUGCAUUAGUCCUCUGUUUGGUAAAUUAUCGAGUCAUGUCCCCUUAUCAUUCUGCCUUCUAUGCCGUGGCGUUUGGCAGGACCGAGUCUUGAGUAUCCGAACAGAGCGUAUCCACGCCAUAUGCCUCCAACUUGCCGACGUGCAACUUAUCACAGGAGCGUCCAUUCUCAUAAUCCUAUACUCAACCCAUUGCACCAUCACACAAUAUCACUUCCAUAUUGGGUCGCAACUGGCUUAUUUAUCUUUCGCGACUUUUCAAGCAACGUUCAUGACAAUUAGGGACCAUUUACAAGGAAGCCUCUACAAACGACUCUGGCGCUACCUCUGGAUCGUGGUAAUGUUCGGCGCUAUAUUCCCUACUAGAAUUCUGAACUGGAAUGCCUAUUUCCUCGUCGGGGAUCUAUACGGAGCAUCAGUGCAAUGUGCCCUAGACAAGAUGACUGAAGGAUGGAAUAGUGUAAGUGUACUCUUGGUGGUAGUGGAGUGUGUGAUGUUGUUUUGGUCUUUCUACACCAUCACAAUAUCCUUAUUUCCGCGCAUACCAGAUUGUCCCCCUUUUGCUCAAAUCGAUCGUUUCACGUACUGGGCAUUCUCAUGGCCGUCUCGCCAUUUGCUUCGAGCACAGAGUCCCAAUACCCCCGCCCGGAAAAAGGAAUUCUGGACCUGGAUGUUCUUUAUGAUUAUUCCAUGUCGGGAGUUUGUGUUCUCGGGGGCCUUUGAUAUGCUCAGGUUAUACGCGACAUUGAUGUAUGCUGGACACAGUGUGAUCCGUGAACGAACAGAGGCUGCCCACCAGGGGCGGCAGGGCGACGAGAGUGAAUGGGGAUUCGGUCAGGUCAUGCCUGUCCUUUUGCUGGCGAUCCCAUUUUUCCAAUUUGUGGAAGAACUUUGCAAACCUGAAAAUUCUCCUAAAAGAGGCAAUCUUGGGGCUGAACAGAGACCUUCGUCUAGCCAUACCAUUUCAGGUCGCAAUCGACAGCACUAUGAGCUUGCUGUCGCCCUAGAUCGAAGUGGGCUUGCAAGAGCAUGGACAACGCCCUCGCCAACAUCAUACCCCGUAAGUCUGACUCACCCUUGA